AAACAACUCAUAAUGCCUCUAGUUUUCUCUAAGACAAGUGUGGAAGAAAGAACAACAUGGACCAUCUCUUAGUAUUUUCCAUGAUAUUUCUUUAUCUUCAGAAAGGUUUGAGCAUUGAAGAAACCUGUGGGGACACAAGACAUGUAGAGAGUAACGUGGGAGGGGAGGUGAUGCUCCCCGUCCAGCAGACUGAAAUCCAGGACAUCACGUGGAUGAGCAGCAGAGACAAAAAUAUUUUUGCGGUAACAGAACCUGGGAAACCUGUUGUUAUUAGAAGCAUGUUCUAUAAUGGUCGCAUUAAUGUUACAGAUAAUGGGACAUUAAUUAUAACCAAACUAACCAGAGAAGACCAAGGAAUCUAUAAAGGCAGCGUCCUGCGGCGGAUAUCAGGCCAGUGCGCUCAGUUCUACAAUCUGACAGUAUAUGAGCAAGUCUUUUCCAGUAGCCCAAGUACAACUUCACCCAUAAGGAUCAGCACAGAAGCUAUGACCACCAAGUCCAGUAAACAGGUCACAGUAUGGAUUACCAUCAUGCUGAGUGUAUCUGCCACACUUGCUCUGCUGCUGAUAUUUAUUGUUACCAUCAUACUGUCCAGAAGUCAAACAGGAACCAGUCAUAUAGAGGAUGGGAUAUUGUAUACUGAACUGGACAAAAAUAAGCUACAGAAAGGUUUUACAGUGAGAAGAGUACAGGAACAGACGACUGUCACCUAUUCUAACGUGAAGGUCACCUUACAGACAACGAACAAUGUUUGAAUGGGAAAAAAAAAAGAUUCUGCUCAAGUUUUCCAUCUGGUUCUAUCAAAAGAAGAAAUUACUUCCUUACCCUGUGUCCUCUCUAAGGCUCUUGGUUGGAGAUAUCCUGAGAUGGGUGGUGGGAGAUGACCAGCUUUGAAAACAAUUGUGAGUAGUGUAAGACUAGUUUCACACUAGCGUUUUACAUCUUUGGCAGGCUGUUCCUGCAGGGAAGCAGCCUGCCGGAGAUUUAUGGAUCUCGCACUGCCGGAAGCUACAAGUCACCUGCCGGCCCCAUUCACUAUAAUGUGGACCAACGACGAUCCACCUGCAACCUGGCAAAUAUGCCGAGAAGCUGCUGAACAAAUACCGCAGCAUUAUUUGUCUGGUCGCUUCUCGGCAUAUUUGCCAGUUUGCAGCAGGUCCACAUUAUAGUAAAUGAGGCAGGACGACAAUGUGGUUGCUUCCGGUAGGCUGUUUCCUGCCAGAAUCGCCUGCCGGAUCUUUUACUAUAUAUGUGAAACAGGCCUAAAAAUAUAUAUUUUUUUUUUAAUUAAAAGUUGAUCAUCUCGUACUACUCCUCUUGUGAUAUCUUGAUUCUAGAGCUAAGCUAUGGAAGGACACAUCCGUAUAUGUUUAGAUAUUGUUGAACAAGCUCUGUUCCUAAAGGUGACCACACACAAUAAAUAAAAGUAGUUUGAUGGUUCAACAAAAACAUUGAAUGAAUGAUC
This is a messenger RNA of Bufo gargarizans (Asiatic toad), 1465 nucleotides long. RefSeq lists its product as uncharacterized. The record is from RefSeq and is a predicted model, not a curated record. The transcript has 7 exons. The coding region runs from base 57 to 755 and encodes 232 amino acids. NCBI's taxonomy places the organism in Eukaryota, Metazoa, Chordata, Amphibia, Anura, Bufonidae.